AUGUUACAACUCAACGGAAAUUCCGAACUAAGUGUAUUUGCACCAAAAGCAAGUCUUCCAUUACCAACUACUCCGACAUCAAAACUUUGGCAACCAGAACCAUUAUUUAAAUUAGUAGAUUCACUCUUAGCCAAACGAGCAAAGAAUGCUACAACGAUCAUUGAAGCGGAUGGAGCAGCUGCUGAUCCUGCUAGUCUUGGAGUUCCACUUUUGGUUUUAGAUAAUGCUUCAAAACGAGCCAAUAAGAAACCCAAGUAUGAUUAUUUAAAGAUAGCACAAGAACAAUACGAUCAUUUGAUUACUAAAGUUCCAAAGGAUAAGAAUGGGGCUAUCUCUCAACGUGAAUCUGAGGUCCAAUACUGUGAGACUAAUUGUUGGUUAUCGUUUCGUCAAAAUCUCAGGUCUGAUUUUGUUCACAUGGUCCCUCCUUUCAUUGCUUACCUGGGCGCCAUGAAUUCGGAUUAUGCCGUAUUAGAGAACUCGUACCUCCAAUGUAAAUAUAAUCGUGACGUUCUACUCGAUCCAAAAUCUAGAACAUGGAGACAUAUCCUGAAGGGUUCAUUCCAGGACACUGGUAUAUGGAGUACCGGUAAUGGAUGGGCUGCUGCUGGUAUGAUGAGAGUUAGACAGACCAUGGAAGCAGUCUCGAAUAAAGAAUUAGCUGGAAAGUUAACCAAGAUGAAAACUGAUUUAGAAAGUUGGAUUUCUGAGAUCAUUGUGGGAUCUUUUAAAUUUCAAUCUCCAAAAAGCAACUUACUUCCAAAUUACUUUGACAAGAAACCUUCUGAAACAUUUGAAGAAGUAUCAGGAACAGCUCUGAUCACCGCAACAGCUUAUCGACUAGCAAACCUAAACAAGAAAUUUAACACAAUCUUACCAAUGCAGAAAGUAGAAGCAGCCAGAAAAACAAUCUUAGAAAAACAUCUGGAUCCAAAGACUGGAAGUGUUUCUACUGUUGUAGAUCCAUUAAAUUGGAAUUCAAAAGCUGCAUUUGAUGGAUCACCUGGUAAACAAAGUCCUGAAGGACAAGCCUUUGUGGUACUCAUGCAUACUGCUUGGAAGGUUUACAUAACUUCAAAUCCUACAACCCAACCUACUUCUGGCUCUACUAAGACUAAGAGAAGUCAUGCACAAUUAUGA
Messenger RNA from Melampsora larici-populina 98AG31, 1140 nucleotides. RefSeq lists its product as uncharacterized. The transcript has 4 exons. Lineage: Eukaryota; Fungi; Basidiomycota; Pucciniomycetes; Pucciniales; Melampsoraceae. Gene Ontology annotation, biological process: carbohydrate metabolic process. The record is from RefSeq and is a predicted model, not a curated record. Bases 1 to 1140 code for a protein of 379 amino acids.